AUGCAAGCAGUGGACGAGGUCUCGUCGAACCAUGCGCACGUAGCGCUGCCGCGUACUUGGAGCGCAGAGUUGAGCAGUUUGCUUCCAGUCAUCUUGGCGUACGUUGGAUCGGCCGCCGACGUCUAUCGCAGCUCCGUGUAUGUGUGCAAGGACUGGCACGCGGCCGCCGAGUCGAGUGCGUUUUGGACCAACGCCGCCGUGUCGCUUGCGAUGUGCAAUGAGAUCGUGCCCUUCGUCGCGGCGGCUGCGCCGUCCAAGCGCUUUGUCAUCGACCACCUCUUUGAGCAGCUCAAGGCGACGCAGUGGGAUAUCGAUCCGAAUCUGCUCGAAGAGCAUCGUGUCAACGAUGAAGACGCAUGGGCCGAGGGCCCCUGCGCGCACAACCUCAGUGGCACACACGCACCGCCUUCGAUUCAGCACUGCUACGCGUCAACGCACUAUUGGUGUAGCCUCGCACAGACCUUUGCCCGGCCACCGCCGUCGCUCCCGUUUGUGCAGCUUCAGCUCUGCACCGCCGCGCGCUUUGACCAAGCAGUGCGCUGGACGCUCGUGCUACGGAGCCUUCCGUCCGAAGAGGUCCUUUUCCAAGAGCUGUUUCGCCAAGCAGCGGGAAUCCACUGGCGCCAGACCAUGCGCAGCGUGAGCCUUGCAGCCAUGCCCACGGAUGACACCCACCUCCAGCUCGAAUGGCGAGGACGCGACACGAGCAAAAUACCGCGUGUAUCCUGUACCGAAUGCCACCUUUAG
Molecule: messenger RNA, 747 nt
Organism: Saprolegnia parasitica CBS 223.65
Lineage: Eukaryota; Oomycota; Saprolegniomycetes; Saprolegniales; Saprolegniaceae
Exons: 2
Coding region: 1-747 (248 amino acids)
Source: RefSeq, a predicted model, not a curated record